Recurvomyces mirabilis is the source of this 822-nucleotide messenger RNA. Its product is annotated as 14-3-3 protein. The record is from RefSeq and is a predicted model, not a curated record. Bases 1 to 822 code for a protein of 273 amino acids. Gene Ontology annotation, cellular component: cytoplasm. NCBI's taxonomy places the organism in Eukaryota, Fungi, Ascomycota, Dothideomycetes, Mycosphaerellales, Teratosphaeriaceae. Gene Ontology annotation, biological process: signal transduction; intracellular protein localization. The transcript is spliced from 8 exons.
AUGGCCACCGAGCGCGAGAGCAAGACGUUCCUCGCCAGACUGUGCGAGCAGGCUGAGCGCUACGAUGAGAUGGUCAGCUUCAUGAAGGAAGUUGCCAAGCUUGAGGGCGAGCUCUCCGUCGACGAGCGCAACCUCCUCUCCGUCGCCUACAAGAACGUGGUCGGCACCCGCCGUGCCUCCUGGCGAAUCAUCUCCAGCAUCGAGCAGAAGGAGGAGGCCAAGGGCUCGGACAAGCAUGUCGGCAUCAUCCGCGAGUACCGCCAGAAGAUUGAGCUCGAGCUCGAGAAGGUGUGCCAGGAUGUCCUCGAUGUCCUCGACGACAGCUUGAUCCCCAAGGCUGAGAGCGGCGAGAGCAAGGUCUUCUAUCACAAGAUGAAGGGCGACUACCACCGUUACCUUGCCGAGUUCGCUUCCGGCGAGAAGCGUAAGGGUGCUGCGACCGCUGCGCAUGAAGCUUACAAGAGCGCCACCGACGUUGCUCAGACCGAGCUCACCCCCACCCACCCGAUCCGUCUUGGCCUGGCCCUCAACUUCUCCGUGUUCUACUACGAGAUCCUCAACUCGCCCGACCGCGCGUGCCACCUCGCCAAGCAGGCCUUCGACGAUGCGAUUGCUGAGCUUGACAGCCUGUCUGAGGAGUCCUACCGCGACAGCACUCUCAUCAUGCAACUUCUCCGUGACAACCUUACCCUGUGGACAUCUUCCGAUGGUGGUGAGCCCGAGGCUGCUUCUGGCGAGCCAAAGGCCGACAAGGAGGCACCAGCUGCGCUCCCGACCGAGGAGAAGCCUGCUACGGAGGCCGAGCCGGCCGCCGCCACCUAA